GUUUUAUCUUUGAUAUUUAGUUAUGGUUGAUGUAACUUUACAUGUUUACAUUUUCAAUAGAUUCUGAUGGCUAUGAAUUCAUCAUUGUUUCACUUGACAAUAAGCAGUGGCAUUUUGAAGCUACUAGUACUGAUGAUAGAGAAGCUUGGGUGAGUGCCAUUGAACAACAGAUUCUCAACAGUUUGCAGGGUAAUGAAAGUAGUAAGUCAAAGACACGUCUUAAUAAUCUGGUUGAUACUGCAUCAAUUCAAGCUAUUCGGACAAGCAUACCAGGAAAUACUAAUUGUGCUGACUGUGAUGCACCCAAUCCAGAUUGGGCCAGUUUGAACAUUGGAGCAUUAUUAUGCAUUGAAUGUUCAGGAACUCAUCGUAAUUUAGGAUCUCAUAUAUCUAGGAUUAGAUCAUUAGAUUUAGAUGAAUGGCCACCUGAACAUAUCAGUGUCAUGAUGUCAUUAGGUAAUACUAUAGCUAACAGUAUAUGGGAAGGGAAUAUUCGUGGAAGAGCCAAGCCUACUCCUAAUUCUAGCCGAGAAGAAAAAGAAAGGUGGAUAAGAUCUAAAUAUGAAUUAAAAGAAUUCUUAGCAUCAACAAAUUCUUCUAUGACAAUUGGACAGGUGAGAUUUUACUACUUAAAAAAUUUUAAAUAGCAAAUUAUAAAUGCU
This is a messenger RNA of Centruroides sculpturatus (bark scorpion), 662 nucleotides long. RefSeq names its product centaurin-gamma-1A-like. The coding region runs from base 42 to 647 and encodes 201 amino acids. The record is from RefSeq and is a predicted model, not a curated record. The transcript has 6 exons. Gene Ontology annotation, molecular function: GTPase activator activity. NCBI's taxonomy places the organism in Eukaryota, Metazoa, Arthropoda, Arachnida, Scorpiones, Buthidae. Gene Ontology annotation, cellular component: nucleus.